AUGACUGAGAUCUCAGCUGGUGCCCAGGAGGGUGCCAAUGGGCGGUCGGUGCCCUAUGUCAAUGGCAAGGCGUCGUAUGCAGAGAAGUUCCAAAUUGCAGACCACUUCAUCGGCGGCAACCGAUUGGAGAAUGCUCCUCCGAGCAAGGUCAAGGACUUUGUUGGCCAGAAUGAUGGUCACACUGUCAUCACCAACGUUCUCAUUGCCAACAACGGUAUCGCUGCCGUUAAGGAGAUUCGAUCAGUCCGAAAAUGGGCUUACGAGACGUUCGGUGACGAGCGAGCCAUUCACUUCACUGUGAUGGCCACCCCCGAAGAUCUGCAGGCCAACGCAGAAUACAUUAGAAUGGCCGACCACUACGUCGAGGUUCCCGGCGGCACAAACAACCACAACUAUGCCAACGUCGAGCUGAUUGUGGAUAUUGCUGAGCGCAUGAAUGUCCAUGCCGUCUGGGCUGGAUGGGGUCAUGCCUCAGAAAACCCAAAGUUGCCAGAGUCGCUGGCCGCCUCCCCCAACAAGAUUGUCUUCAUCGGACCUCCUGGAUCUGCCAUGCGAUCACUAGGUGACAAGAUUUCCUCCACAAUUGUAGCACAGCACGCCGAGGUGCCGUGUAUUCCUUGGUCAGGAACAGGCGUUGACGAAGUCGCCGUGGACGACAAGGGCAUUGUCACCGUCGCCGAUGAUAUCUAUGCCAAGGGUUGCGUAACAUCAUGGGAGGAGGGUCUUGAGAGGGCCAAGGAGAUUGGCUUCCCUGUCAUGAUCAAGGCUUCCGAAGGCGGUGGUGGUAAGGGUAUCCGAAAGGCUACCGAGGAGGAGGGCUUCGAGGCUCUCUACAAGGCCGCUGCCAGCGAAAUCCCCGGUUCUCCCAUUUUCAUCAUGAAGCUUGCUGGCAACGCUCGACAUCUUGAGGUCCAGCUUCUUGCUGAUCAAUACGGAAACAACAUCUCCCUCUUCGGUCGUGAUUGUUCCGUUCAGCGACGCCACCAGAAGAUUAUUGAGGAGGCUCCCGUUACCAUUGCGAAGCCCGAUACGUUCAAGGCUAUGGAGGAUGCCGCUGUUCGUCUCGGUAAGCUCGUUGGUUACGUCUCCGCCGGUACCGUCGAGUACCUCUACUCCCACGCCGACGACAAGUUCUACUUCCUGGAGCUCAACCCCCGUCUCCAGGUCGAGCAUCCUACCACUGAGAUGGUCAGUGGUGUCAACCUGCCCGCUGCCCAGCUUCAGAUUGCCAUGGGUAUCCCUCUCCACAGAAUCCGUGAUAUUCGACUCCUGUACGGUGUCGACCCCAAGACCUCAAGCGAGAUCGACUUUGAGUUCAAGAACGAGGGCACAUCUAUGAGCCAGCGACGACCCCAGCCCAAGGGCCACACCACUGCUUGCCGUAUCACCUCUGAGGAUCCUGGUGAGGGCUUCAAGCCUUCCAACGGUGUGAUGCACGAGCUUAACUUCAGGAGUAGCUCCAAUGUCUGGGGUUACUUCUCCGUCGGUUCUCAGGGUGGUAUUCACAGUUUCUCAGACAGUCAGUUUGGCCACAUCUUCGCCUAUGGUGAGAACCGUUCUGCAUCGAGGAAGCACAUGGUCAUGGCUCUUAAGGAACUGAGCAUUCGUGGUGAUUUCCGAACCACCAUCGAAUAUCUCAUCAAGCUUCUCGAGACCGAGGCUUUUGAGGACAACACCAUCUCCACUGGUUGGUUGGAUGAGCUUAUCUCCAAGCGUCUUACUGCUGAGCGACCCGAGACCAUGCUUGCUGUUGUCUGUGGUGCUGUCACCAAGGCUCACAUUGCCAGCGAGGCUUGCAUGGCUGAGUACCGAGCCGGACUUGAGAAGGGUCAAGUGCCCUCUAAGGACGUUCUCAAGACCGUCUUCACCAUCGACUUCAUCUACGAGGGUUACCGUUACAAGUUCACUGCCACACGCGCCAGCGUUGACAGCUACCACCUCUUCAUCAACGGUUCCAAGUGCUCUAUUGGUGUCCGCUCUCUGAGCGAUGGUGGUCUCCUUGUCCUUCUUGACGGCCGCAGUCACAACGUCUACUGGAAGGAAGAGGUUGGUGCUACCCGUCUUUCCGUCGACAGCAAGACCUGCUUGCUGGAGCAGGAGAACGAUCCUACCCAGCUUCGAUCUCCCAGCCCCGGUAAGCUUGUCAAGUACUCUGUCGAGAACGGUGCCCAUGUUCGUGCCGGCCAGGCUUUCGCCGAGGUCGAGGUCAUGAAGAUGUACAUGCCUCUCGUUGCUCAAGAAGAUGGUGUCGUCCAGCUCAUCAAGCAGCCCGGAGCUACUCUCGAGGCUGGUGACAUCCUCGGUAUCUUGGCCCUUGACGACCCCAGCCGCGUCAAGCAGGCCCAGGCUUUCGUCGACAAACUCCCCGCCUAUGGCGAGCCUGUUGUUGUCGGUGCCAAGCCCGCUCAGCGCUUCUCUCUCCUCUACAACAUCCUCCAUAACAUUCUCCUGGGUUACGACAACUCUGUCAUCAUGGCCAACACCCUCAAGGAGCUCAUUGAGGUUCUCCGUGAUCCCGAGCUUCCCUACAGCGAGUGGAACGCCCAGUUCUCUGCUCUCCACUCUCGUAUGCCACAGAAGCUUGACGCUCAGUUCACUCAGAUCGUUGAGCGCAGCAAGUCUCGCCACGGAGAGUUCCCCGCCAAGGCUCUCACCAAGGCUUUCAACAAGUUCCUCGAGGACAAUGUUGAUGCUGGCGAUGCCGAACUUCUCAAGGGCACCCUCUCCCCUCUUACCGAGGUUCUCGACAUGUACGCCGAGGGCCAGAAGAACCGAGAGCUUAACGUCAUUAAGGGUCUUCUUGAGCAGUAUUGGGAGGUUGAGAACCUCUUCAUGAACCAGCCUCAGGAGGAUGCUGUUAUUCUUCAGCUGCGUGACCAGCACAAGGAGGACAUCAUGAAGGUUGUUCACACUGUUCUCUCUCACAGCCGUGUCAGCUCCAAGAGUUCUCUUAUCCUGGCCAUCCUUGAGGAGUACCGCCCCAACAAGCCUAAGGCUGGAAGCAUCGCCAAGAACCUUCGCGAGACUCUCCGCCUGCUCACUGAGCUCCAGUCGCGUCCUACCUCCAAGGUUUCCCUCAAGGCUCGUGAGAUCAUGAUCCAGUGUGCUCUCCCCUCCCUUGAGGAGCGAACCGCCCAGAUGGAGCACAUCCUCCGUUCUUCCGUCAUCGAGUCGCGAUACGGUGAGACUGGUUGGGACCACCGAGAGCCUAGCCUUGAUAUCAUCAAGGAGGUCGUUGACUCCAAGUACACCGUUUUCGAUGUCUUGACCAUGUUCUUCGCUCACGACGAUCCUUGGGUGUCUCUGGCUUCUCUUGAGGUUUAUGUUCGCCGAGCUUACCGUGCGUACAUCCUCAAGCAGAUCGAGUACCACCAGGAUGAAAACGAUGCUCCUCAGUUCGUUUCUUGGGACUUCCAGCUCCGAAAGCUCGGACAGUCUGAGUUUGGUCUUCCUCUGCAGUCUGCUGCUCCUUCUACUCCUGCUACCCCUAGCGGAGGCGAGUUCAACUUUAAGCGAAUCCACUCGAUCAGUGAUAUGUCUUAUCUUACUGGCAAGUGGGAGGACGAGCCUACACGAAAGGGUGUCAUUGUUCCUUGCAAGUACAUCGAUGAUGCUGAGGACCUCAUUGCCAAGGCUCUUGAGGCUCUUGCCCUUGAGCAGAAGCAGAAGAAGAAGAACACCCCCGGCACUCCCGGUCUCAUCCCCGACCUCAGCGGUAAGCGCAAGCCUGCCCAGCCCAAGCAGCACGAGGAAGAACUCUCCGCUGUUAUCAACGUCGCCAUCCGCGAUCUUGAGAGCCGCGAUGACCGAGAGGCCCUCGAAGAUAUUCUCCCUAUUGUUGAGCAGUUCAAGGAUGAGCUCCUUGCCCGUGGUGUCCGCCGCCUGACAUUCAUCUGCGGCCACAGCGAUGGUUCCUACCCCGGUUACUACACUUUCCGUGGACCCGAGUACAAGGAGGAUGACAGUAUUCGUCACAGCGAGCCUGCUCUUGCUUUCCAGCUUGAGCUUGCUCGUCUCAGCAAGUUCCACAUCAAGCCUGUCUUCACUGAGAACAAGAGUAUCCACGUUUACGAGGGUAUUGGCAAGAACGUGGACACCGACAAGCGAUACUUCACCCGUGCUGUCAUCCGACCUGGUCGUCUCCGAGACGAGAUCCCUACUGCUGAGUAUCUCAUCUCUGAGGCUGAUCGCGUUGUCAACGAUAUCUUCGAUGCUCUCGAAAUUAUUGGCAACAACAACUCUGAUCUGAACCAGGUCUUCAUCAACUUCUCUCCUGUGUUCCAGCUUCAGCCCAAGGAGGUCGAGGAGAGUCUCCAGGGCUUCCUUGACCGAUUCGGUAUCCGUGCUUGGAGACUCCGUAUCGCCCAGGUCGAGAUCCGCAUCAUCUGCACUGACCCUCAGACUGGCGAGCCUUACCCUCUUCGUGUUGUCAUCACCAACACCUCCGGCUACGUUGUCGAUGUCGACAUGUACGCCGAGCGCAAGUCGGAGAAGGGUGAGUGGGUCUUCCACAGCAUUGGCGGCACUCACGAGAAGGGUCCUAUGCAUCUGAUGCCCGUUUCUACCCCCUAUGCCACCAAGAACUGGCUCCAGCCCAAGCGUUACAAGGCUCAUCUUAUGGGAACUCAGUACGUUUACGAUUUCCCUGAGCUCUUCCGACAGGCUAUCCAGAACUCGUGGGUCAAGGCCGUCAAGGCUCAGCCUAGCCUGGCUUCCCAGCAGCCCAAGACCGGUGACUGCAUCAGCUUCACUGAGCUUGUUCUCGAUGACAAGGACAGCCUUGAUGAGGUCAACCGUGAGCCUGGUACCAACACCUGUGGUAUGGUCGGUUGGAUCUUCAGAGCCCGCACCCCUGAAUACCCCAACGGCCGUCGCUUCAUCGUCAUUGCCAACGAUAUCACCUACAAGAUUGGUUCAUUCGGUCCUAAGGAAGACGACUUCUUCCACAAGUGCACUGAGCUUGCUCGCAAGCUGGGUAUCCCCCGUAUCUACCUGUCUGCUAACUCUGGUGCUCGUCUUGGCCUUGCUGAUGAGCUCAUGGGCCACUUCAAGGUUGCUUGGAACAACCCCGAGAAGCAGGAUUCUGGCUUCAAGUACCUCUACCUCGAUGAGGAGACCAAGACUCGCUUCGAGAAGGACGUCAUCACCGAGGAAGUCUCCGAGGAUGGUGAGAAGCGACACAAGAUCGUCACCAUCGUUGGUAAGGAGGACGGUCUCGGUGUUGAGUGUCUGCGAGGCUCUGGUCUCAUUGCUGGUGCCACCAGCCGCGCCUACAACGACAUCUUCACUGUCACCCUUGUCACUUGCCGAUCCGUUGGUAUUGGCGCCUACCUCGUCCGUCUUGGCCAGCGUGCUGUCCAGAUUGAGGGUCAGCCCAUCAUCUUGACUGGUGCCCCUGCCCUCAACAACCUGCUUGGUCGUGAGGUCUACACCUCUAACCUUCAGCUUGGUGGCACUCAGAUCAUGUACCGCAACGGUGUCUCUCACAUGACCGCCAACGAUGACUUCGCUGGUGUCUCCAAGAUCGUCGAGUGGAUGUCAUUCGUCCCCGAGAAGCGCAACAGCCCUGUCCCUGUCAGCCCUAGUGUUGAUGACUGGAACCGUGACAUUACCUACUUCCCUCCCCAGAAACAGCCUUACGAUGUCCGAUGGAUGAUCAGUGGUCGCGAGGGCGAGAACGGCUUCGAGUCUGGUCUCUUUGAUAAGGACUCUUUCGUUGAAGCUCUCGGCGGCUGGGCCAAGACUGUUGUUGUUGGUCGUGCUCGUCUCGGUGGCAUCCCCAUGGGUGUUAUCGCUGUCGAGGUCCGCUCUGUGGAGAACAUCACUCCUGCUGACCCUGCCAACCCCGACUCUAUCGAGCAGGUCAGCAACGAGGCUGGUGGUGUCUGGUACCCCAACUCCGCCUUCAAGACUGCCCAGGCUAUCAACGACUUCAACAAUGGUGAGCAGCUUCCUCUCAUGAUCCUUGCCAACUGGCGUGGUUUCUCUGGUGGUCAGCGCGACAUGUACAACGAGGUCCUCAAGUACGGUUCUUUCAUCGUCGAUGCCCUUGUCAAGUACGAGCAGCCCAUCUUCAUCUACAUUCCUCCCUUUGGUGAGCUCCGUGGUGGAUCUUGGGUCGUCGUCGAUCCUACCAUCAACUCCACUGCCAUGGAGAUGUACGCCGACACCGAGGCCCGUGGUGGUGUUCUUGAGCCUGAGGGUAUCAUUGGUAUCAAGUACCGCAAGGACAAGCAAGUCCAGACCAUGGCCCGCAUGGAUCCUACCUAUGCUGGUCUCAAGAAGCAGCUCGAGGAUUCUAGCCUGUCCACGGAGGAGACCGACGAGAUUAAGAAGAAGAUGGCCAUCCGUGAGAAGCAGCUGCUGCCCGUGUACGCCCAGAUUGCCGUGCAGUUCGCCGAUCUCCACGACCGUGCUGGCCGCAUGAAGGCCAAGGGUGUCAUCCGUGACGUUCUUGAGUGGACCAACGCUCGACGCUUCUUCUACUGGCGUCUUCGCCGACGUCUCAACGAGGAGUACAUCCUCCGCCGCAUGACUUCUACCAUCAUCAGCACUUCGCACAGCCAGACUGCUACCAAGAACACGGAGACUCGUGACAGAUACCUGCACCUUCUCCGCAGUUGGUCAGGCAUUGUUGAUUGGGAGAAGAACGACCAGGCGGUUACUGAGUGGUACGAGACUGAGCGCAAGACCAUCAGCGAGAAGGUCGAGACGCUCAAGUCUGAGGUGUUGGCAGCUGAGGUUGCCAGCGUUGUCCGUGGCCAUGCUAAGGCUGGAUGGACUGGUGUUCGUGAGGUGCUUAGAGUCAUGCCCGUUGAGGAGCGGGAGCAGAUUCUCAAGUACCUCCAGCAGUAA
Molecule: messenger RNA, 6855 nt
Organism: Fusarium oxysporum Fo47
Lineage: Eukaryota; Fungi; Ascomycota; Sordariomycetes; Hypocreales; Nectriaceae
Product: acetyl-CoA carboxylase ACC1
Exons: 3
Coding region: 1-6855 (2284 amino acids)
Biological process (GO): fatty acid biosynthetic process
Molecular function (GO): ATP binding; acetyl-CoA carboxylase activity; metal ion binding
Source: RefSeq, a predicted model, not a curated record